Messenger RNA from Penicillium canariense, 543 nucleotides. RefSeq lists its product as uncharacterized. The transcript is spliced from 3 exons. Lineage: Eukaryota; Fungi; Ascomycota; Eurotiomycetes; Eurotiales; Aspergillaceae. The coding region runs from base 1 to 543 and encodes 180 amino acids. The record is from RefSeq and is a predicted model, not a curated record.
AUGUCGGAAUCAUUUGCCCUUCUUCGCCGUCGCCGCAGCGACGAGCUCGCCAAGCUUGCCGAUGAGCAUAUGCAACACGAUCUCCAGGCCGACGAUCGAGAUGCGCUCAAGUCAGCCGCCUCGACUGUCUCGUCCUGGACAACUGUUGGAUCCGCGGUGGGCCUUGGGCUUGGAUUGUAUGCCGCGAUUCGAUUAAGAAGCACGCGCAAGGCAUUCUUCGCCGCUGUUCGUGCACAGGAGAGGCCCACCAAGGUCGUCUUCGCGGACGGGCGAACCGAGCCCAUUCCCGACCUCACGCCUUUGCUGAAGCCCACACCCCUUGGGGACGUCGCAACGUAUUUCUUUGCCUCGGCCGGCGGCCUAUUCCUGGGCGGGGAGCUUGGUUUCGCAGGUGGGGCGGCCAGCGGAAGCCGGGCAAUCACAACCAACCCGGAGAGAAAGAAGAGAAUCGAGACUGCGUUUAGAAGAUUCAGAGCGGAUGUGCUACGGAGGGAAGCAGAUGCUUUGGAUAAAGGUGCAAAUGUUUCAGACAUGAUGUUCUAA